GCGGAUAUUGAUCAUGCUAAAAAAGUGUCGCUAACAAAUAUUUUUGAGACGAUAAAAUGAAACUUACUAGGCCACAAAGUUAUCGUGUAUUUUUAGUUGGAGGAAAGAAACAAUUGUGUUUCGGUAACUUUUCAACUAGCUUCCACAGUUGUUUUUAACUAAAACUUCCGCCGCUCGUGUGGCUUCCAUCCAAAAACUCUUCGUCACGUUCCCUUUGUCUCGGUAUAUUGAGCAAUCUGAUUGGCUAUUUUUACAGAUUCUCUUUUUUCAGUGGAUGAUACACGUCACGUGACACGUGAGCUAACUAAGUCUGUGCAAUAUGGCGGGUGGAAUUUAACUGAGUACAAGAUAGUGAGAAACUCGCGGACAAACAACGAAUUUUAGGGAUUUACUGCAACUUUAAGGCUGGAGUCCAUUAGUUUUCCUUGCGUUAUGGAUGAUUCAGAGUAUGAAAGCCUACCAACGGAAAAGGUGACGGUACAUCUUGCAGCGGGCGCUAUGGCAGGAGUUAUGGAACAUUGUGUAAUGUACCCCGUGGACUGCGUGAAGGUACGAUUGAUCUACGUGUUGAGAAUUCUAAAAAUCAAACAUAAUCAAAUUGAACAAUUCACAUGGGUAAAACAUGGGUUUUCUCUUCAAUGAGCGCGGGAAACGUAUCGGCUGUCUAUCUUAAAACACGUAGGCUGGUCUCGAUCAGUACUCGUGGCCUUGUGAAAUUCAACAUUAGGUCACAUUGGGUGGGUGGAAUGUUUUCGCCAAUUUUAGUUUUACAUCUGUAAAUCGUAGGCAUAGCUUAUAACACAUAGUUCACUUUUAAUGUUCGGCAAGAAAUCUAGAACUUUCAUUUUUUGACACCGUCACUGUGGAUGAUAUUGGGUCAUUAGUUUAAGUUUUAACCAGAAAUACUCCCGCAGAUAAUUAAAGGCUUUACAAUUAUCGAUUACGUCGUUUAGAUCGUCGUCAGCUCAAAAAGUUGUUCUUAGAGGUCGAAUUUGUAAAACGUUUUAUUUACAUCUUCUGGGGUUGAAAUCUCCCUCAAUAAACAAGUUAGCCAGCUUCGGGAAAUGCCUGUCGUUGCUGGCCAGAUUGCAGGGGAAAUGUUUGCUCUGUAAGGAUAGCAUUGAUACUGCAACAUUGGACUUAACACGCAUUCAAAGAAGUGGGAAUUAAAAGAGCAUUACACUUUUGUCAUGAUAUAGCACACCUUUAAAUAAUUCAGUUCAUACAGAAGCAUGUCUAUUUGUAUUGCAGAUAACUGCAUGUGCUAACAAAUUAAUCACGAUAACAAAAUAGUAGAGUCUAUGUUCCGAUGCAUUUAAGUGUGUUUUGGGUGGGACUCAAAGUCAUUUUAGUUGGAGCUGAUAGGCAAGGGUUGUAACUACUCUGACAAGAGCUCAAAAUAUAUUUAUGCUGGGGAACAUAAACUGUAUUGCAUUUAUUGUCACUUGUGAGGGUGCCAAGAAAUAAAAGCUGAAAAAAAUAUCAACAAAACAGUCUGAACAAGUACCUUGUAUUCAAACUUCUUGUUUAUUUUGGAAGUUGGAUGAAAAAAAAAAGUUUGAAAUUUGCAUCAGUGGGAAGUUUUGACCAUCAUGUAAGAGUUGUAGAAAACUGCAAAAAGUUAAAGCAGUGUUUGUGCUGUUUUGAGUCUGGAUUAUGUAAAAUCAUAUUUUUCACUCAGGUUUUGCUCUUUUUUUUUUUAUUUAUUUAUUUAUUUUUAUAAGAGGAAUGAAACUAAUUCAUAUGGACGGCUUUAUAUGGUCAAGUACUCAAAAUUUAGCAGUGGAAAAAACUGAUAUGCCUCCUUUUUAAUUACAGACAAGGAUGCAGAGUUUGCGUCCACAUCCAAAUGCCAUUUAUAAAAACAUUGGGGAUGCUCUUACAACUAUGGUUAAAAGGGAAGGACUUUUUACCCCACUCAGGGGAAUGAAUGUGGUGGCAAUAGGAGCUGGCCCUGCACAUGCUCUGUAUUUCAGCACUUACGAGGCCACUAAGAAGUUUCUGAACGGGAACCAAGACACUUACAAUCCCUUUUCACAUGGUAGGUAUCUUUGUAGGCAUCUGAGAAUGUUAAUGAUACACCUAUCAGAGCUGAAGAAAAUGUAAACCUAGUGAAAGUGAAGAGAAGGCAAGAGAUAACAAUGUUUCCUCUGUAUUACUGGAAGAAAAUUGUAUAUUCUGCAAGUUGAUUCUUAAAAAGUUAAUCCCCUUGUCUAUUUUUUGAUGGUUGUGAUUAGUUAUUUGGUAUAUUUUCAGCUUUUCAAAAGAAAACAAAGGCAGUAUUUUCAUUUUUUUGUUGGAGAUUUGGAGAGCUUGAAAGACCACUUUCACAUAAUUUGGCAACAAAAAUAUUUUUGAUCCAGCUUGUCUAAUAUAUUUGAAGAAUUUCCCUUUCUUGAUUAUUUUGCUCAUGGAUUCAAAGUGAGGCAGUCCAAAAGGGAAACAUUUACUUCACAUAACUUAUUCAGGUGCUGGCUAGUAGUUAGCGUUAGGUAUUUUGGAGAACAGUUGUUCCUUUUCUUAAGUUGCAGCAACACCAGAUGAUAUCUGAGAAGACAUUCCAGAUAUGGUUUGCUAACAUGUAGUUAAGCAUGUUCAUAAAUUUAUGCAUAACUUCCUAAUCUGUAGCUUUUAUUGUUUCUUUUUCUUGGGUAGAUUUUUACCUUUUUCUUGUCAUUUGCUUAGUAGAGGGAGAUGUUACUGCUUGGUUAUUGGAAAAUUUUGGUCAUUACUGCAUUAUAUGUACUCUCUCAGUUCUAUAGCAAAAUGCAUGCUCAUCAUUUGGCCUUGAACUUAACUGAUAAAAUAAUGUGGCUACAAAAGAAGAAUUUCUCUCUUUGUUUUUCUUUCUAUUUUAUUUUUCAUUGUUUCGAACUUUGAAAUUCUUGUUACCUCAAAUGAUUGUGGAUUGAAAUUGUUUUUGGAAAAAAAAAAAUUGUCAAGCAAACUUGAAAUAUCUUAUGUUAAAGAAAGAUCAUCUGUCAGCAGACAUUAACUGGCUUUUAAUAUAUUUUCCUCAUAGGUCUGGCUGGUAUUUGUGCAACAGUAUUUCAUGAUGGUGCCAUGAAUCCUAUAGAAGGUGUAUCUAGACAGUGUUUCUUCUAAUUCAUCACUAGUUUUAUCCCUCACCACCUUUUAAUACCCAUGCAACAUAAAGUCACUGAAAAUAGCUUGAAGUAAUCUGUAAUCAUUUUAUUUAAUGUUACUCAAGAAGAUAGCUAUAUUUGAAUGGUGAUGACUCCAGUCAACAGGUCUCCAAUUCUAUUUUAAGGUGAAGCCAGUUCGCCAUCCAGUUGGUGAUGUGGCACUCUCUUUGAUAACUAUUAUUUAGCUCGGGAAGAUUCUGGACAGCCAUUCUGCUGCUGGGCAGAUUACACACGUAAUCAUACAGUUAACUAUUGGCCCUCCAUUAUUUAGCAUUUGUUUGUACAUACACAAUACUAUCUUAAGUGUUGCCAUACAGUACAUAGAUACUAACACUGUAUUUCUCUUUGUUUGUGGUGUCAAAUCAGUGAUCAAGCAAAGAAUGCAGAUGUAUGGGAGUCCAUAUCAUAAUGUUCUUCAUUGCAUAAGGACUGUAUUUCGUGAGGAAGGAUUCAGAGCCUUCUAUCGCAGUUACACAACUCAGCUUUCAAUGAAUAUACCUUUCCAAACUUUACACUUUACUGUGUAUGAAUAUGCGCGAGAGACACUAAACCCUUCGCGUGGUUACGACCCAAAGACUCAUGUGAUAGCAGGGGCAACUGCGGGAGCUGUUGCAGCUGCCAUAACCACACCACUGGAUGUAGCAAAGACAUUACUUAACACCCAGGAGAGGGAAGCUGUUUGCUUAGUUAGUAAACAAGAAGGACAUGUUUACUUAAAUGGAAUGGUUACGGCUUUCCGCUCUAUUUACAGACUUCGUGGCUUCUCUGGUUAUUUCCAAGGAGUUCAAGCUAGAGUGCUUUAUCAAAUGCCAUCAUGUGCUAUUUGCUGGUCAGUUUACGAGUUUUUCAAACAUUUCUUGCACCUGACUGAGAAAGAGACUACUGAUUAUGAACUCACUGUGGCUUAAAAGAAUGGGCAUGGAGAAAUCACAACAGCAGAUUCUUUUAUCUGCAGAUAUGAAAAGGUAGUUAUCAGUAAUCACAUAGAGUCUUCCAUGGAAUGCCUUAAUCAACUUAUUAAUGAAGAUGGAUUUCUUGGCUGCAGCUGGUUAGCCAGUUUUCAUAUAUGUUAAGGAGACUACAGCAUUAUUGAAAGUUUUAAACCACCUUGGAAGGAAUAAGGAGUGCUUGGAUUCAGUGGUUCCUUGUAUUGCUGUGGCUUUUUAAUGUAGUUGAAAGUCAAACUCAAGAUAGAAGGAAGGAAUUUUGUCUAAAUGAUGAUGUGCCAGUUCCUUCAUUCUAUUGUCUUGUUGUAGGUUUAAAAUGUAGAUGAGAAAGUUAAGGAGAGGAAUGUCGGCUUCAGUGUUAUUAUGCCACUUCCUGCCUCACUGGACAGUUCUACAUAAUUUGGAAGCAGUGUAGUUUUACUGCUGAUGGUAGUGUUUGAGGUGUUUAUGGAAGAUCAUGUGAUGCAUUUUAAAACUCUUAACAGUGCCUUUAGGGUAUGGAAUGAAGUAGUUUAUUAAGAGUAUAAAACCGAAAAAGGAAGUUAACCAUGCACCAGUAGAUUAAUUCAAAUUGUUGAUACAUUAGGGAGCUGCAAAUCUUAUGCCAAUGUUUAUUUUUACAUGGAAAGUAUAUCCAUGUGUUUGCCAUGACAAGGCAAAUAUGAUGAUAGUAAGACAGUGUUAUAAUGUUUGAAUUUUGGGGUGGCUGCUCUUCAAAGAAGAAUUUGCAGUUUCAGUUUUCAGCCAUUUCUUGUUGUUAGAGGGGCACAGAGCUUGUUGCAGUUAAGUAAGAUAGGACUACAGACUUUCUCUGCAGGGUUUUGUGACCUCUUCUAGGCAGCAAGAGCUUCUACCAGUCUUGCCAUUUCACUGGUAUGAGGUAUCUUAAUCAUUUAUAUUAUGGCAUGGAAACAAAUCUUGAAAGGGCUGUGUACGUUUAUACAUAUAUGAGCAGAAGUCAAACUCAGUCUCACAGUGUUUGCCAGUUUCACUCUGAAAAGAUGUAGUUAAAUAUAAAGAUUUGUACUGUGA
Messenger RNA from Pocillopora meandrina, 5125 nucleotides. NCBI's taxonomy places the organism in Eukaryota, Metazoa, Cnidaria, Anthozoa, Scleractinia, Pocilloporidae. The record is from the annotation of a GenBank genome assembly.